AUCUCCUUAGGUUUAAUUAAUCUGCUCCCCUCCUUCAGCAGCAGAAGGCUUCAAACGUCGAUUAGGGCGCCUACAUAGAAACCCAAGAGACCCGAGAAGAGCAGCAGCAGGAGUUUAAAACAGGUUGGAGUGAUCUGAAGGUGGUUGUCUCCCCGCAGGAUGCCUCUGCUGCCGGGGCUGCUGCUGCUGCUGCCUCCGCGGAUGUUGCGGGGCGCUGCGGUGCGGCAGGUCGCUCCGCGGCUCACUUACAGCUCAACUGCGCAUGCGCAGAUAAAACCCCAAAAGACAAAGUUUGGUCCACUGAGUGACCAGGACCGAAUCUUUACGAACCUUUACGGACGACAUGAUUGGAGACUCAAAGGAGCGCUCAGUAGAGGAGACUGGUAUAAGACCAAGGAGAUAAUCCUGAAAGGGCCGGACUGGAUCCUAAAUGAGGUGAAGAUCUCAGGCCUUCGAGGCAGAGGGGGCGCAGGAUUCCCCACCGGUAUGAAGUGGAGUUUCAUGAAUAAACCCAGCGACGGCAGGCCCAAGUAUCUGGUGGUGAAUGCAGACGAGGGGGAACCCGGUACGUGUAAAGACAGAGAGAUACUGCGUCACGACCCCCAUAAGCUGAUCGAGGGCUGCCUGGUUGCUGGAAGAGCCAUGGGGGCUCGAGCUGCAUACAUCUAUAUCAGAGGAGAGUUUUACAAUGAAUCAUCAAAUCUGCAGGUGGCCAUUAAUGAGGCGUACCAGGCUGGGCUGAUAGGGAAGAACGCCUGUGGCUCAGGGUAUAACUUUGACGUGUUUGUGAUGCGCGGGGCUGGAGCUUACAUCUGUGGAGAGGAGACGGCGCUCAUUGAGUCUCUAGAGGGCAAGCAAGGCAAACCUCGUCUCAAGCCACCUUUUCCUGCAGACAUAGGCGUCUUUGGAUGCCCAACGACCGUGGCCAACGUGGAGACGGUUGCUGUGGCACCGGCGAUCUGUCGCCGCGGUGGCGCUUGGUUCGCCAGCUUUGGGAGGGAGAGGAACUCUGGGACGAAGCUGUUCAACAUCUCCGGUCACGUGAACUUCCCGUGCACGGUGGAGGAAGAGAUGUCUAUUCCCCUGAGAGAGCUCAUAGAGAGACACGCAGGAGGAGUGAGGAGAGGCUGGGAUAAUCUGUUAGGAGUGAUCCCAGGUGGGUCCUCCACUCCCAUCAUCCCUCAGCAUGUAUGCAACGACGUUUUGAUGGAUUUUGAUGACCUGGCGCGUGCACAGACAGCUCUGGGAACUGCAGCGGUCAUAGUCAUGGACAAAUCAACUGAUGUGAUACGAGCUAUUGCACGUUUGGUUGAGUUUUACAAGCAUGAGAGCUGUGGCCAGUGCACCCCCUGCCGGGAAGGAGUGGACUGGAUGGAUAAAAUGAUGUGGAGGUUCGUCCGAGGAGACGCAGCGGUGUCAGAAAUCGACAUGAUUUGGGAGCUCAGCAAACAGAUUGAGGGACACACUAUUUGCGCCCUGGGGGACGGAGCGGCGUGGCCUGUUCAGGGCCUAAUACGUCACUUCCGGACGACCAUGGAGAGCCGCAUCGCUCAGUAUAAAAAGAAAAAUCCUCCAAGGAAGCAGGAGAUUGAGAUGAUCUGAACAUCAUAAAACAAGUCUCCGUCUAGUUAUGGUUGUAGAAAUAAAGGAUUAAGAUUUCUUCACAUAUUUUGAACCUGAAAGUAUUGCAAAACAACUUCAUUCAGACAUUUUCUGCAGCUUGGACAUAUAUUUGUAAUAUUUAAACAUUAAAACUGCUUUGUGAUAUAACUAUAAGCAACGGCUCACUAUUUCCAACGACUCGUUUAGCAAAUCUAAUAUUCACAACAAGCUUAAUAGAAAUGCAACAAAUACAAACGGAGUCACCCCAAUAAAUUAGGUUUAUUUCAUAAAAGGAUGAAUUUUAGCAGGUUCACCACUCCUGUAUGACCUGUACAAAAGAGUAAUUAGGAGAGAAAACUGACAAACAAACAGGGAGAGACACAAAAAAAAGGGCCAAACAGUAGGAAAAACUACUUUAAAAUAAAAUGGUCAUUGAUGUAUAACAUCAAACUGAUAUUUCUAUAGCUUUAGACCAUUUAAAA
Messenger RNA from Fundulus heteroclitus (mummichog), 2084 nucleotides. RefSeq names its product NADH dehydrogenase [ubiquinone] flavoprotein 1, mitochondrial. The record is from RefSeq and is a predicted model, not a curated record. Gene Ontology annotation, biological process: mitochondrial electron transport, NADH to ubiquinone. The transcript is spliced from 10 exons. Gene Ontology annotation, molecular function: FMN binding; NAD binding; NADH dehydrogenase (ubiquinone) activity. NCBI's taxonomy places the organism in Eukaryota, Metazoa, Chordata, Actinopteri, Cyprinodontiformes, Fundulidae. The coding region runs from base 160 to 1602 and encodes 480 amino acids.